This is a messenger RNA of Centruroides sculpturatus (bark scorpion), 4993 nucleotides long. RefSeq names its product phosphatidylinositide phosphatase SAC2-like. Gene Ontology annotation, molecular function: phosphatidylinositol-4-phosphate phosphatase activity. The transcript is spliced from 11 exons. Gene Ontology annotation, cellular component: early endosome; clathrin-coated endocytic vesicle. The record is from RefSeq and is a predicted model, not a curated record. Gene Ontology annotation, biological process: phosphatidylinositol dephosphorylation; regulation of endocytic recycling. Bases 1463 to 3727 code for a protein of 754 amino acids. NCBI's taxonomy places the organism in Eukaryota, Metazoa, Arthropoda, Arachnida, Scorpiones, Buthidae.
CAUUUGAGUUGGGCAUAGAGUGGGUACCCAAUAAUGGCAUUUAUAUCUGUGGACUCGACUAUUCAAAUAGAAAGUUGAUUCGUCAGAGAAGAAUGAGCAAUAAAGUAAUCAGGAUUGUCCUAUAACAGAUUUAUGAAAUGUUUGCAAAAUUCAAGUUUGAAGUCAAAAUCAUUGCACCUAAAUCAAGAAUUAGGUCAGAUGAUUUUAACUAAGUAAGAUUGAAUUUGUAAGACUGAACUUGUGCCUGUUUAAUAUUCUAUAGACAGAUGGUUGAGAAAUUCCAACAGCAGUUCCCAUUUCACAGAGCAACUGUUGAGGUUUGUUUAGUGCUGAAACAAGUAUAUUCAACUUCUGAUACAUUACCAGUAACUUCAAGGAUGACCCAAUUUCUUUGUGUCUUGUACCAUUUUCAUUUUAACAAAUUUUUGAUAGAGCCACAGAAUGACAGUGGUGUGGCUUUGGCUUAUUGGGAUGGCAGUUGUGAAAAAUAUUUACCAUCUGUAUAGCAUUGUUGCCUUGCCUGUAAAUUAGAACAAUCUCUGUUCUUUCCUAAAUCGUUUGAAACAUUCUGACUGAAUAAUUACACCCUAGAAUUCUUGUAAAAGUUGUAAACUUGUUUAUUAUGACAACUAGGAAGCAGUAGCCGUUAUUAACCAUGUUGCAUGGAUUUGCUUAUUUACAUAAACUGUUAGUUCACAUGAAGAGUAGUAAUGCAUGAGGUUUGCAGUUACAAUAGUUAGUGGAAAUGUACAGAUUUUGCUACAGACUAACCACUAGUUAUUUUACUGUUUAGCCUGUAGCAAACCUGAACAUGUUUCCAUUGAUAUUUCAGCCACAAUUACUGUGAACACAUGCCUUACUACUAUACUUGUUGUGAACUGUCAGUUUAUGCAAAUAAGCAAGUCCAUGCAAUUGUGGUUAGUAAUUUUUAGCAUUAAAAUAAACAAGAACACAAAACAUUACCAGUUUUUUUUUAUUGUAUCAUCUGCAUAUUGAGUAUUAAAAAGUUCAAUCUUCAGAACACAUGUUAGUUACAUAAUUAUGCAUCCGGUCUUGCAUUGGUUGAAAAUGAUUUGACCACAUAUAUGAAUUUCGUGCAAUUAGAUAUGUAAUUUUUGUUUGGCAGUAUUGCUAACCCAAAAUGAUGCAUCUUAUAACCAGUAAACUAUAUACUUGUACCAAUACUUUGUCUACAAAGCUUCUCUGAUCAAAUCUCCUGUGGUACAUUUCUUUUGGGAAACAACACACAUUUAUUCUUUCAGGUGAAGAAGAAACUCUGGAUGCUUUUGCGAAACACUUUGCUGAAGAACUUUCCAUUUAUGGAAACCAGGUGAUCAUAAACCUGGUGGAACAGACAGGCAAAGAAAAAGUUCUAUCAGAGGCUUACUUAAAUGGAAUACUCUCGUACGACUGUCCUGACUUGACUUAUAUAUCUUUUGACUUUCACGAAUACUGUAGAGGAAUGAAGUUUGAAAAUAUCACCAUUCUAACUGAAAGUAUUAAGGAUAUUAUCAGAGAGAUGAGAUAUUGUUGGUUCGAUAGCCAAGGGCUCAUCUGUGAACAGAAAGGAGUUUUCAGAGUGAAUUGCGUGGACUGUUUGGAUCGUACCAAUAUCGCCCAGACAGCUCUGGCAAAAACCAUCAUGGACACUCAAUUUAUUAAACUCGGCCUGUUGCCACCGGAAGGAAUCCUGCCUGCAAGCUGUAGAAGGGUGUUCCAGAUGAUGUGGGCCAACAAUGGAGACAUAAUCAGUCGGCAGUAUGCCGGAACUGCCGCUUUAAAGGGAGAUUUUACGAGGACGGGUGAAAGAAGAUUUGCUGGAAUGAUGAAAGAUGGAUACACUUCCGCCAGUAGAUAUUACGUAAACCAAUUUAAAGAUGCCUAUCGGCAGGCCACGAUCGACCUGAUGUUGGGAAAUCCCCUGACGGAAGACAUAACUGCAGUGACACCGGAGAGAGAUGCCACCGACAUCGAAGCCACAGAACAGGAACACCAUGAGAGAGUGAAACAACUAAUAGAAGACUGUAAGAAGAUUCUCAUUCCUGACACGGAAGUUGUUCUUGGUGGCUGGGCAUUGAUCGAUGCAGAUCCCAUAACGGGCGAUCCCGGUCAGCAAGACAUGGACAUAAUAUUAGUCUUGACAAAGAUGUCAUACUAUGUUGCUGAAUAUGAUGAUCAAACUGACAGAAUCAUUAGAUAUCAAAGAGUUUUAUUAGAAGAUUUGGAAAGGAUAGAACUGGGACCAGAACCAUCUUUAUUCAAAUCUAAACACAAUUGUCUUCGCCUGCACUAUUUAGUCAACAGUCAGUCGGGAUACUUCCACAUGUUUCGCUCUACCAACACCAGAUUCUUCAACAACAUGGCGGUGCCCAUCCGCAGCGAAGAAGAAGCCGCAGAAUCGUUAAAGGCCAUAUGCGAAGCGUUCAAAGUGGCUCUGGGCGUCAAAUCCCUCAACGUUCCGUUCUUCGAGGGAAAGUUGGAAAGAAGGAAGAGCAAGAUGCCGUUCGCCCAGGGCGGACUCAACUGCUCCAACAGUUACCGCGGCUCCAACAAGCACGCGCAGGGUCUGGUGCCCUUCCAUCUGGAACUGCCGUCGUUCUCCGCCAUGCCCCGAAACAUCUCCGAGGGUCAGCUCAACGCCCUGAAGUCGGUGGGCACCCGGGCCCUCAACAACAUGACUUCCCACUUUGCCAAACUCAACCCCAUUCGUUCGGUCCGAGGAUUGGGAAAGAGGACCAACGGCCUGACCACCGGACCAUCCCUGGCCGCGGUCAUGGAACCCACCGGAUCACUGCGUCCCCUCUUCCACGUGGAGAGUUCUUCGGACUCGGAAGACGAUUCAAUUCGAAGAAGAAAAAAACAGGGAAGCUCUACGUUCGUUUCUUACAUCAACGACAGGACUUUGAGCUCGGAUUAUUCGGAAUGCAGUGAUCUGGACGAACCCGACUUGACCGUUUCCGAAAGUUUGGAGAGGGACGAAGAAAGUGGUUCUCAGGACACCCUGCUGGAGAGCUGUGGCAUUCUGGCCACCAGCCCCAGUCUGAAAUCCAGCAGCAGUAUUUUGAGUGGUCUGGCUCUAGUGGACGAUCGACAUUCCGCAUUGGACAACCGUCACUCGGAAGUGGACGUCGACGAUUUCGUCUUGGAUGCCAUGAAGAAAGCCACUUUAAGGCAGCUAAGAAGGAAGACGUCGGAGGAAGCGUCCUUUCUGGCGGCGGAAGACGACGAGCGCUCCCACCCUUCCAUGCCGGAAAUCCACGUCAGUUCGGAAAUGAUUCCGUCACACAGCCGAUCCGGCGAAGAUAUAUCCAUGUCGCUGGUCAGAUCGGGACCCAAUAGGAAACUCUCCAAGUCGUCCGAGGAUCUGGAUUCCGGCAAGUCGUCGGUCAUUCCUUCCUCUUCGCACGAGGUCACCCACCUUCUGGUGCAGGAGGAAAUGAUUCUCGACACCGAGGGUAUGUCUUCUAAGAUGAAAACGUCGCACAGCGAAAGCGCUAUCCAGGACUUUUCUCUUCCGUCGCUGAAUUUACCCAAUCCUCUCUCUUCUCCCAUCAUCAUCAAGAAGGAUCUAGUGUUAUCUCCGUUGUCUCGUAUCGCUAAAGGCGUCCAGAGCCUGGGCAUGAACUUCAGACCCAACGUCAAGUUGCAACGUUCGCCCGAAACGGAAGAACACAUACAGAUGAGGGAAAAAAGGAAACAGUGUAAAAGUCAUAUUAUCGAACUCUAAAACAAAUCCUUUUUUCUUUCUCUAGUUUGAACACAAACUAUAUACUACAUAAUAUACACACACACAAUAAUUACUCAAAAAACCAACAAAAACUUCAGUAUUCUUAGUUUAUGUAAAUGUGUAGCAUAUACCAAAGAUGUAUAUAUAGUUUUAUAACGGGGAAGACGUUUGUUUUUCGUCUAUUGCCAUUUCAUAAAUACACAAUUUUAUUUGCUUUGUAACGCAUUAAAAAGUCACGGCAGCAGCAGCCCCCCGGGGAGACCGGAAACGAUUCACUUUGGGUGACGGACGGGCCCGAGUGAAAUUUUAUUGUGUUCAAAUUAGUUUAAGAAGUGUAAAUGUUUAUAUAUAAAGUAUACAUAAAUAUAUAUAUAUAUAUAUACAUAUAAUUUGGUAAGAUAGUCACGUGAAUUUGACGUAUAUGUACAUGUGUUGUGAUAUAUUUGUAUUGGUAUAUGUGACGUGAAAGAUGAUUAUUUAUAUUUAUUCGUAUCCGCUUGGGGAAGAGAAAAGUAAAAAAAUAUAUUCUACAUUUUAGAUAACACUUGUUAUAUACAUAAAUACUAUCUAUAUACAAUAUGUAUAAUGCCGAUAUAAUAUAUAAAAAAACGUAUAUAUUAUGUAUAUAUAUACUCGCACAUACACUACGUAUACUUUGUUAACACGUUUCAAAUGUUCCUUUAACUCUGUUACCGGAGGAAACGUCUACUUAAAAGUAAUUCUCACUGCUGUGAUAGUAACCUCACAACAUAAUGUUCUUGUUCGAGGCGCACUGUUUUUUUUGGUUGCUGUAUUUUUGCCUGUUUGACUGCAUUUAAGGAUACGCUCACUUCAGCAAAGGUUUCCGAAAAUAUAUAUAUAAAUGUAUAUUAAAUCAGCACGGGACGAAUAACUUACAUACAAUCAUUCAGAAAGUCAGCUAAAAAUUCUAAUUAUAUAUAAAAAAAAGUAGUGCGAUAUCGAACGUACGUACAUUCCACGAUUAUGCUCAACGGAAGCAUAAGAAUAUCAAAGUGUUUGCAUUGGAACAUUUCGAGUGUAAUGUUCCCGAAAAAUAAAAGUUAUACCUUCCAUCUUUUCUGCCAGUUGUGGGUUUUUUUAUUGUUAAUGUUAAAAAAAUGCAAAUGGUUGCAUUUUAUUAAGGAAAGUCUUCGUUUCUUUACCAACUUUCCUCGUUAAAAUUUAUUUUAAAACACCCGAACCCAGAAACCAUUUAAUUUCCUGCGCAAUUGGGAACAGUCAAUUACUAUUGCCAACGUUUAUGUU